This is a messenger RNA of Medicago truncatula (barrel medic), 2510 nucleotides long. RefSeq names its product serine/threonine-protein kinase-like protein CCR4. Gene Ontology annotation, biological process: protein phosphorylation. Lineage: Eukaryota; Viridiplantae; Streptophyta; Magnoliopsida; Fabales; Fabaceae. The record is from RefSeq and is a predicted model, not a curated record. The coding region runs from base 36 to 2408 and encodes 790 amino acids. The transcript has a single exon. Gene Ontology annotation, molecular function: ATP binding; protein serine/threonine kinase activity.
CAUGAAAUUAUUGAAUUCUCUCAACAAUAAUUUCUAUGGCUUUUCACCAUAAACACUUGUUUAUUUCUUUAUAUUUUUUCCUUUCUUUUAUUCUUCUUCCUAUCAUAAACACACUUUCAACUGUUUCAAUUUCUCAUACUUCAAAUUCAAACCAAACUUUAAUUUGUGUUUUACAAUCUCAAAACCAACAAAAACAUUCAAACCUUAAUUGUACUAGUUUUUCUCCUAGUAUAAGUUUUGGUACUAAACUUGAACUGAAUUCUAAUGUUUCAUAUUCUCAAAUUGUUGGUGGAAAUGGUUUUUUAUGUGGUUUAACAUCAUCAUCAAAUUCUUCAAAUUCAAUCAUCGUAUGUUGGAGAUUUUCUAACUCUUCAAAUUCAAGUACUAUUGUUUCCUUUAAACGACUCUAUCAUGGACCCGUUAUCGAAGAUAUCGAUAGCGGGAAUUCCCAUGUCUGCGGACUCGUUAAAGGGAACAAUGGUUUUCGCCUCGAGUGUUGGCAAUGGAGAGGCUUCAAUUCAAGCUCCGGGAUGAACAUGAACAUGUCAAAUAUCGCGGUGGGAGAGAAUUUUGUAUGUGGGCUAUUAGAAAAUGGAAAAGGGAAUGUUGUUACUUGCAAAGGAAGUAACAAUAGAGUUGUUGGAAAUGAACCAAAGAAUGGUGGAAAUUAUUCUGUUAUUGAAGCUGGUUCAAACCAUGUUUGUGCUAUCUCAAAUGAUGGUGGUUUGGAUUGUUGGGGUGAUAUGGUUGGUGAGAAACCAAAGGGGAGAUUCAUUUCAUUGGCUUUGGGGGAAAAUAGAAGUUGUGCACUUGGGUAUGAUGGAAUUGUUACUUGUUGGGGUUUGAAUAAUUUCACCUUGCCAUUGACUCUAAAAAACACAUUUUUUGAGUCAAUUGUGGCUAAAAAGAGUGUUUUUUGUGGUGUUUUGUCUUCUAAUUAUUCUUUGUUUUGUUGGGGCAAUGAAGUUUUUGAGUCAAAAAAAGUCUUUGAUAAUGUGCUUCCUGGACCUUGUAAGAAUCAAUGUCCAUGUGGACCUUUAUCAGAUUCUGCUAAGCUUUGUGUCUCACCAGCCAUCAUUUGCAAACCUUGUUCACCAUCAUUUGAAAUUCCAACAUUACCACCUUCGAAUCCACCGUCUCAAAUGCCCGAAAAUCCAUCGAAAAGUGGUACAUGGAGCAACAAAAAUGUGGCAUUUCUAGUAGUUGGAUGUGUUGGUUGCACUUCCUUGUUACUAGUCCUGUCUUUCUUCCUUUACAAAUACUGCAAAGGCACCGCGUGCAAGUCUAGUAGAGUUCAUGACUCUGGAAGACUAGAUGAUCUCGAUCGUGAAAACGAAUCACAACCUCGAGCUAACCAUGCGGUUCUCGAGAAGAGGUUAAGCCAUGUAAUCAGCAUGGGAAAUGGAGGUACCCUUUUGGAGGAAAUUUCCCUUCAGACAUUACUUGAAGCCACCAACAAUUUCUCCGAAGAGAACAAAAUUGGCGUCGGUAGCUUUGGUUCGGUGUAUCGUGCAAAACUUGAAGAUGGAAAAGAAGUUGCUAUAAAGAGAGCUGAAAUUUCAUCAACUUCAACUUCUCAUGCAAAUUUUGGUGUCACCAAAAGACAAGAAGACACAGACAGUGCGUUUGUGAAUGAACUUGAAUCUUUAUCAAGACUCCACCACAAAAACUUGGUCAAAUUACUUGGUUUCUAUGAAGACAAAAAUGAGCGAAUCUUAGUCUACGAAUAUAUGAACAACGGAAGCUUAAACGACCAUCUUCAUAAGUUUCAAACUUCAACAAUUAUGUCAUGGAGCGGUCGUAUAAAAGUCGCUUUAGACGCGGCUAGGGGUAUUGAAUAUUUACACAAAUACGCUCAACCGCCAAUUAUUCACCGUGACAUUAAAACAUCAAACAUUUUACUAGAUUCAAAAUGGGUCGCUAAAGUGUCCGAUUUCGGGUUAUCAUUAAUGGGUCCAGAAGACGAAGAGUCACAUCUUUCGCUACUAGCGGCCGGAACCGUUGGUUACAUGGAUCCAGAAUACUAUAGGCUUCAAUAUUUAACAUCAAAAAGUGAUGUCUAUAGUUUUGGUGUUGUUUUGUUAGAACUUUUAAGUGGGUACAAAGCCAUACAUAAAAAUGAAAAUGGUGUACCAAGAAAUGUGGUUGAUUUUGUGGUACCCUAUAUUGUUCAAGAUGAGAUUCAUAGAAUUUUGGACACAAAAUUGCCACCACCAACACCAUUUGAGAUUGAGGCUGUGACAUUUGUGGGCUAUUUAGCUUGUGAUUGUGUUCGUUUAGAAGGUAGAGAUAGACCAAAUAUGAGUCAUGUUGUGAAUAGUUUAGAAAAAGCUCUUGAGGCAUGUUUGGCACAGCCAAUAUUUUGUGAGUCAACUAGGACCACUAGUACCAAUGUUUCUUAUGAGUGACUAGUUUUCCACAAUUUCUUUUUCCUUACGCUUAACGCGUUUGUGAAUAUUGAAAGUGUCAAUAUUUGUAUAUUAUUACACCUUUUUUCUUUCUUCAUUCAA